Messenger RNA from Triplophysa rosa, 2683 nucleotides. RefSeq lists its product as uncharacterized. Gene Ontology annotation, biological process: regulation of apoptotic process. Lineage: Eukaryota; Metazoa; Chordata; Actinopteri; Cypriniformes; Nemacheilidae. Bases 361 to 2679 code for a protein of 772 amino acids. The transcript is spliced from 7 exons. Gene Ontology annotation, cellular component: canonical inflammasome complex. The record is from RefSeq and is a predicted model, not a curated record.
ACGAAUGACGAUGUUUUUGGUAAAACAUGAAUUAAUCUAUAACACUGACUCACACUUUUCACGUGUAGUUUAGCACUUCCAGGAAGUGGUGUGUCGCGACGAACUUCACGAGACACUUUCUCAGUAAAAGGUAACAUUAAGAAUAUAUGUUAAAUUUAUAUUAUAAUAGUGAUAUUGUCAUUAUUGACGUCUGUUGUCGACAGUCGGGCUUCUACAGUAUUCGCGAGCCGGUUUUCUAUCGCCGCCUGGAACGACAUGGAUGAAUAAAGUGAAACACGAUCAGCUCUGCUAUGAAACUUUUAAAUGAACCUCAUGUCAUAUUUUGAAGUUUACCCCAAAUUAUGACGAUACAAUAUUGAGAUGGCAUCCUCACUCGACAAAUCUCGCGAUUCACGUCCAGGUAACAGCCAAAUGGUGAAGGCCCGUCUCCUGUCUUCAAGACAGCUUCUGGUGGAAGCCCUCUAUCAUCUGGGCCCUCUGCUAGACUGUGUUAUUUCUGUAGGGCUGCUCACCACAGACAACUCUUAUGAGAUUUACGCUGAACGGACGCCAACAAAUAAAGCCCGAAAACUUUUAGAGAUCGUUGAUGCUCAGAUGGAUGAGAGGGACGCCUCUCGCUUCAUGGAGUGCUUGAGGAACUGCAUAAAACACUACCCGCGAUUGCGAACAUGGUUAUCUUCAGAAGAAGACAUGUUGAAUGUGCCAAGUCUUCAGCAAGGUCCAACAGAAUGUCACCUCCAGACCCACUUCAGUGUUUUGUGCUCACGCUUGGGUUGUUCUGUUCUGCCCGUCUCAUUGGAACUCUUCUCCAGAGGCAUUCUGACUCAGCUGGAACUGGAAAAAGUCCAAGCAGUACCCACUCCAACCCAGCAAGCACAAUCUCUGCUGUCCAUCUGCCUGAAGAAAGGAGAAAAGGCUUGCAAGAGCUUUUACACAGCGCUACAGGACGAGGACCAGCAGUUGGCCGAGGAACUCGACGUUAAUGGUCUGGUGGAAGAUCUUCCAUGUGCGUCUCUAAAUAAAGAGCAGGAGGGCCGCAGCGUACUGAUAGCAGUGGAGGAAACGGGAGGUCAUAGUAGGGCAGCUUUGCCUCUCUCAGGACGCCUGCAGCAGGUCAUGGUUCAGCUGGGUAUGACUGUUGGAGAUGAAAUAAGGUUUAAUGUCUGUGAGCUGGGUGUGGCCGUGGGCUUGCCGCGUCGGACAGUCAGAGAGUGUCUUCUUGAAGGGGUCGGCAUAGAAGACUCAGCCCAGCUGGAGGCUCUAGUGUCCCUGUAUAUGGAGAAGACACAGAAUGCAGAAAGACUACAGAGCAGAGUGAAAGAGCUCAGUCCUCAAUGGUUUCAGCUCUCUGAGAGGGGGUGUCUGUUGUUGAGGUUAGUCCAAAAGGCUGAGACUCUGCUGCGCAGUGGGACCCACAGCCACCUGCACGGCUGGGACCACCUGCACGAUCAGGACCAUUUACGCAGCUGGGACCACCUACAUUCUGGGGACCGCACAGACCAGCGCGCCGUGUGGGCCAUCUUCAGUUUUCUGGUGUGGGACUGCAUGGCUGAGGUUCUAGAGGAACCAGAAGCAAAAUCGAGCGGAGGCCUGCUGGGUAUGAUUGAGCAGCUGAGGACCAGUGGGAGGGUGGAGGCCUGUUUGCUGCAGGAGGUGGAGCAGUGUUGGACAGAAGGUGAUGCCGAGAGUCUUUUACAGAGCGUGAGAGUACUCGCUCAGAUGCUGAGGGACCUACAUCCUUGCCAGGAAGAUUUCCAGCUUUCCUCUCAAGUUGAGGGGCUGUCUUUGUGUAGACCUGGUAGUAUAAACAGGGUCACAUCCUUCCAGGGUGUUUCGGCACGGAUCAUCCGUAAAGCUCGGAGCAGCAUGGUUCCAUCCUCCUCGGACCAGGACGUGACACCUCUAGCUCGACAAUAUAGGGAGAUGUGCGUUCGCAUUGCACGUUUACUGGAAGCGGUGCGGCCAAAGAAAGAAACCUUUGACUUUUCGAAUGCGGCCAUUACUGCAGUCACUCAGCAUGUACGGUUUGUCUUAUCAGAUCGCGCUUUUGGCUCCGGGGCCUUUGACGCGGGAGUUCACCAUCGCUUGCUAUCCGUGUUGGAGUUUAACCCUGCACAGUUGGGCUUGGGAUCUCUAAUGCGGCUCCACCAGGAGACUCUGUCGCACUUGGAAAGCUACUUGCAACUCGGAGAGCAUCACAACUUCCAGUUUGUUUUGGAGUCGGUUCGGAUACUCGGACCCGCAAAGCUGCUUUCAGUCAGAAAGGUUUACGGGCCCGUCGCCAUUGACAGUGGAGUGGAGGAGGUACUUCGUUUUAGAACAUCAGAGCUCACUUCUUUCCUGGUUCGAAUACACUGCCUCUGCUAUGAAGAGGGGAGAGGAUGCUUCAAGGUUGGCACACCACGCUGCAUGUGUAUGGAUCUGCUCAAAGCAGAGGGUUUGCGUGAGAUGCUUGGUGGGAACAUUCUGGCUGAAGUCAGAGGGAAAGUGUGGAUUAGAGAGGGAGAAAGUGACGGGUGGGAUAAACUGCAGUCUUUGGCUCAAAGAUGCUCUGCUCAGAUCAGAGAUGAAGGCUGCUGCUUUAAAGUCAUAAACACUGGAUUAGAAUGUGAGAUCAAAUUCAUAUAUAGGAGUCAAAGGUUGUGGGCGGAGCCACAUAGGGACUGCGAGGUAAAUUAAACUU